Molecule: messenger RNA, 699 nt
Organism: Suillus fuscotomentosus
Lineage: Eukaryota; Fungi; Basidiomycota; Agaricomycetes; Boletales; Suillaceae
Exons: 4
Coding region: 1-699 (232 amino acids)
Source: RefSeq, a predicted model, not a curated record
AUGGGGCGACCUCGUUUGUAUCACAGUCCCGAAGAGAAGGCAAAGGCUGCUCGUAUGUACAGACAUAAUUAUUAUCAAAGGAAUCGUGAACAGUUCCGCCUGAAAAACAAAGAGCGUUAUUGUCGACGUAAAUGCAGGCCUGCCGACAUGUCUGAGUCCCACCAUGACCGAAUUCAUCAACAUUCGACUCCUGAGUCCGAACCUUCUAUCAAGAAUAAUGCAGACAUGGGGCUACCAAAAGGCCUCCAAAGGGAACGACAGUAUGAAUCGCCAACCUCACGUAUCAAGAGUCGUCUUAUGACUUUUCUCGGUGGUCCAGAUGUUGUGAUACAUGACUACCUUGAUAUAAUCUCCCUCACACUACUGGGGCGCACGGACAAUACACUCGAUAUCGAAGAAAUUCGAUCUUCAAUCAGUAGACUUCAAAGACUGGAGAAAGAUGCUCGUGCGGAUGAGGCUGGAAUUCUGCAGUACUACGGUGUAGGACCAAAGCUGGUGCAAUCCCAAGGCAUAGGCAAGGAGGUUCACCAUCUCCUGAGUGCGUUGGAGGAAGUGUUUAUUUACAGUCUCUCCGGUGUUGCUGAAUUGGCGGUCAUGUAUGAUCAGGGGGAUUUGUUAUUCCUCGCGGUAUUCGUCACUAUCUUGGCCUUAGAGAACAACACGACCUUCAUCUAUGAGACUAUCGGAGUCUUCAUUUAA